AUGUCUUGCGUAGCCCCAGGAAUAUUUAUAGAUUGCCAUAUGCUGGUUGCACAGCCCGAGAAAUGGGUGAACGACAUCGCGGAUGCAGGAGGCUCGCUAUAUUGUUUCCAUAUCGAAGCCACGUCUCUCAUCAAAGCUAUACAUGCGCGGAACAUGAAAGCUGGGGUGGCCAUGUCUCCGGACACGCCAUCCACAGCCAUCACGGAUGAAAUAGGCGCAGUAGCGGACAUGCUCUUGGUUAUGACUGUUUACCCUGGUGCAUCAUAA
Suillus discolor is the source of this 267-nucleotide messenger RNA. RefSeq names its product Ribulose-phosphate 3-epimerase-like protein. Gene Ontology annotation, biological process: pentose-phosphate shunt, non-oxidative branch; carbohydrate metabolic process. Bases 1 to 267 code for a protein of 88 amino acids. The record is from RefSeq and is a predicted model, not a curated record. Gene Ontology annotation, molecular function: D-ribulose-phosphate 3-epimerase activity; metal ion binding. The transcript has 3 exons. NCBI's taxonomy places the organism in Eukaryota, Fungi, Basidiomycota, Agaricomycetes, Boletales, Suillaceae. Gene Ontology annotation, cellular component: cytosol.